AUGAUGUCAUACGAAUACCCUCAUCCAGUUUCCAGGACGUAUCAGUAUAAAAAAAUAACGAAACCACUCCUGGAAAGGAAACGACGUGCACGGAUAAACAAGUGCCUGGACGAAUUAAAGAAUCUUAUGAUAGAUGCAUUAGAGACGGAAGGAGAGGACAUCAGCAAACUGGAGAAAGCGGACAUUCUGGAGUUGACGGUGCGCCAUUUACAAAGGCUACAGGGUUCGCAAUCUUCCGGAUUGUCGGGCACGAUUACGAAGAGCGACGACGUUUCGGCCGAAAGUCGGUGGCUGUCUGGUUUCGGGCACUGUGCAGCUGAGGCAUACAGAUUUCUCUCGGCUCUUCCAGGUGAAGGCGCGGAAAGGUUAGCCAGGCACCUCGCAGCUGGUCUUCAAAAGAGCCGGCAAACGAAUUCGUCGCCGAAAACAAACGUGCUAACGCAAAUUCUAGCAAGCUUGAACCUCACAGCUGAUUUGCUAGCACCUUCUCUCGCAAAUUCCACCAUCGAAAACGUUCAAGUGAUAUCAGCCAAUCAAAAUGCAAUGACUCAUCGUGGAACGAUUCGUGACAUUUCUCCUCAGUGCAACACAAUAACCACUGUCGACGACAGUAAAGAGAUGGACACGAAGUGUAUUUCUGAAACGAAGGAUCGCAAAGUGGAACAGGCAGCGAAAAAAGUUAAAACAGAAGUUAAAGUCGAAGACGACGAAGAAAUCGACGUGGAACGAGUCGACGAAGCUGAUCCUAUGUGGAGACCUUGGUAG
Molecule: messenger RNA, 765 nt
Organism: Habropoda laboriosa
Lineage: Eukaryota; Metazoa; Arthropoda; Insecta; Hymenoptera; Apidae
Product: enhancer of split mbeta protein-like
Exons: 4
Coding region: 1-765 (254 amino acids)
Biological process (GO): regulation of transcription by RNA polymerase II; anterior/posterior pattern specification; regulation of neurogenesis
Cellular component (GO): nucleus
Molecular function (GO): protein dimerization activity; RNA polymerase II cis-regulatory region sequence-specific DNA binding; DNA-binding transcription factor activity, RNA polymerase II-specific
Source: RefSeq, a predicted model, not a curated record